Messenger RNA from Capronia coronata CBS 617.96, 1218 nucleotides. RefSeq lists its product as uncharacterized. The transcript is spliced from 3 exons. NCBI's taxonomy places the organism in Eukaryota, Fungi, Ascomycota, Eurotiomycetes, Chaetothyriales, Herpotrichiellaceae. The record is from RefSeq and is a predicted model, not a curated record. The coding region runs from base 1 to 1218 and encodes 405 amino acids.
AUGGCUAUCAAUCCCGAGUAUCAGACGAGCAUGGAAGAUGGUAUGCUGGUUCCGGUCAGACACCCUUUCUAUCGCCGGACUGGUAAUCCACUCCGAGAUCUCGUUGAUGAUAUCAACUUUCCUCAUUUCUGCUACAAGGCCGUAGCAUACACCUAUGUCCUGACAAUCCUCUGGGGAUUCUACAUGAUCUUGCCACUUCCUGGACAUUGGAGCACCGAUGGACAGCCAGACAACGUCACGAUCUUCUCUCGGGAUUACACCAACUACUUCGACGUCUUCAAGGUCUCCUCGGCAUGUCACCUCCAAGCACCCGAUCUCUAUCUUCCUGCCAUCGACGCGAUUCCAAGCCUCAACGGUAGUUCCUACUGUUCCACACGCCUGGGAUUUCUCUCGGCCAUAUCUGAAGGAAACACCAGCAGUCCUGACAUACAACACUGGGUGCAAGGAUGCCGUUACCCCUGGUAUUCAAUCGACGAAAUCUGCACGAUCAUCGGACGAUUCAGCGCAAUCAUCUUCGUGGGAGAUUCCAGCCUGCAGUCGAUCUACAACGGUUUCAACAUUCUGCUCCGACAAGACCUGGUCAACGGAUGUUUGGCGACUUGGGACAUGCCUGACGGCGCACAAUUGCAUUGCCGCUGCGAGAACCAGUUCACCGAGCCCUUUUGUGUCAAAUACUUUGUCAAUUCAAGUCUACAGCUGCCGCCACAGUCGUGGAGAGCUGAUCGUCGAGACAAAUACCAUUGUGACCGGUCCACGCGCCACGAAUAUCUCGAAGUCAACUACUCGCCUGCCCCCACCACGGUCUUGGACAAAUUGGACUCUCUGAUCACUCGACCUGGACCUUCGGCCUCCCAACGCAAGCCCGUCGCCAUCGUCCACGGCCUGUCUCCCGACUCCCUCCCGGUCGAACGUGCCGCGGCAUCGGUGUUCGAGUUCAAGCACCGGGCGUCCAGCUUAACCGCUAACGCGCUCAUGCUUUGGAUCGGCCCCGGUGCCACGGGCACGCGCGAGCCGCUCAACGACGACCGCGACCGCGAGAUCCGGGCGUUCGACGAGUACAUGGCCCUGUCGGCUGCCCGGUUUGGCGUCGACGUGCUCGGGAUGUGGAAGGCCACUUUUCAUGCCUGGAGCUUGGACGGGCCUCGGUCUCAAGAAAAGCUGGCCAUCACGCAGGCCAUGAUGGUCGUCAACUGGCUAAGUUGGCUGGAGGCUCGCUAA